Osmerus eperlanus (European smelt) is the source of this 1310-nucleotide messenger RNA. RefSeq names its product intestine-specific homeobox-like. The transcript is spliced from 5 exons. Gene Ontology annotation, biological process: regulation of transcription by RNA polymerase II. The coding region runs from base 82 to 972 and encodes 296 amino acids. The record is from RefSeq and is a predicted model, not a curated record. Gene Ontology annotation, molecular function: DNA-binding transcription factor activity, RNA polymerase II-specific; RNA polymerase II transcription regulatory region sequence-specific DNA binding. NCBI's taxonomy places the organism in Eukaryota, Metazoa, Chordata, Actinopteri, Osmeriformes, Osmeridae.
CCGCUCAGCUUCUGUUAAAUUCCUGGUGUGUAAAACAACAGGACGACAGGACAGUGCGUGAAGGACUCUGACCUGGUUCCCAUGGCUCCAGCCACGGUGACCAUGCGAAGGUUGAGGAAACUCUGGGAGGAUGAGCACACACACUCGCUCGGGGUGGACAGAGGAGAGGGCCGGUCGGUGAAAGAGCCACCUGUCCCUCCAAGGAAGCUGGCCCAUUCCAUAGAGGAGAUCUUGAGGACUUCGACAGGUGUGCGAGAGGAGAGGCACCGCAGGUUGUCUGUUAUCAGAGAGAACAAGCAGAUUCAUGCCCCGCCGUCCUUCACUGAAUGGACCGUACAGCAUUCUGUAACCCCGGCCUUUGGCUGGGUCUGUGACCCCGCAUCCCCUCACCACGGCCGAGGGCCCACCACUCCCUACCCUGGGGAGGACAGGGGUGCCGAGCUGGGGGUGUCCGGGACAGCCUGCCCUGGUCUCAGCCAUGUGCAGAGGAGAAGGAGGCAAACCAGGGUCAGCUUCUCUGCCUCCCAGCUAGAGGAGCUGGAGAAGCUGUUCCAGGAAAACCAUUACCCAGACGUCAACCUCAGAGACCAGCUAGCCUCUCGGCUGCAACUCACUGAGGAGAGAGUACAGAUUUGGUUUCAGAACCGCAGGGCCAAAUGGAGGAAAGCAGAGAGUCAGUGGGAUCUGGAGAUGGUGACCAGAGACCAGAUCCACACAUCCAAACUGGGCCUUCCUCAUCUGCAGGGUGAAGAGUCUAGGUCUCUCAUAUCAGCCGCUUCCUCAGCGGGGUACAUCCACCCAGCACGUCUGCUAGCACCCUGUCCCAAGGACAACAGCUUCCUGACAGCUGAAUGGGCCCCAGCCUGCUUACCUAAAACCUUUCAGCCAAUAGCCUUGCACCUGCCCCCUCCCCGACCUCCCCUCUGCAACCCUUGGACCUUCCACCCCAUCCCCAGAUACGCCCUCAGCUGACAGGAAAAAAACAGGACCACAUUGAACCUCAAAGAACACUGUAUCAAUAUCCACUGGAAAUACCCUUCUGGAACUGUUAAGCACAGCCUGGUGUUGAGGUGGAGUUGUGUUGAGUUGAGAUUGUGAACAGAUUAUUAAAAAGGAAGUGAGGAAGGAAGAGUUGUACAAUUUACUUUUUGGUGUCUACACACACUUGCUACUAUUAUGAUAGUUUUUUUACAUAUCUAUAUAUCAACAAAACAUCAAUGUCUUUGUUGACACUAUAUACAAUUUAAAUCUGUUUUUCAUUUUAGGGGAUUCAGUUUUGUUGAUCAUUGUCAGUUGACUGUUUUUUUUUG